Knipowitschia caucasica is the source of this 978-nucleotide messenger RNA. The record is from the annotation of a GenBank genome assembly. NCBI's taxonomy places the organism in Eukaryota, Metazoa, Chordata, Actinopteri, Gobiiformes, Gobiidae.
AUGAUUCCAAACCGAAGUAUUAACUUUGAUGCUAACAAGCAGAAGAGGGAGCUGAUCGCCCAGCUGGAAAACAAGAACAGGUGGUGGUGGUGUUGGUGGUGUGGUGUUGUGUGUUGGUGUUGGUGGUGUGUGUUGGUGGUGGUGUGUGUUGGUGAUGGUGGUGGUGUUGGUUGGUGUUGGUGGUGGUGUUGGUGGUGUUUGGUGGUGGGUUGGUGGUGUUGGUGUUGGUGGUGGUGUUUGGUGGAUGUGGUGGUGGUGUUGGUGGGGGGUGUUGGUGGUGGUGGUGGUGGUGGGGGGUUGGGGUGGGUGUUGGUGGUGUUGGUGGUGUUGGUGGGUUGGUGGUGUGUUGGUGGUGGUGGUGGUGGUGUUGUGGUGGUGUGGUGUUGGUGGUGGAUGGUGUGGUGUUGGUGUUUGUUGGUGGUGUUGGGUGGUGGUUGGUGUUUGGUGGAGUGUUGGUGGUGUUGGGGGUGGUGUUUGGUGUUUAGGUGGGUGGUGUUGGUGGGUGUUGGUGGUGGGGUGGUGUUGGUGUGGUGGUGGUGUUGGUGGUGUUGGUGGUGUUGGUGUUGGUGGUGGUGGUUGGUGGUGGGGGUGGUGGGUGUGUGUUGGUGGUGGUGUUGGUGUUUGGUGGUGUUGGUGGUGUUGGUGGUGUUGGUGUGUGAGUGGUGUUGGUGGUGUUGGUGUGGUGGGGUUGGUGGUGGUGUUGUGUUGUGGUGGUGGUGGUGGUGGUGUUUGGUUGGUGGUGUUGGGUGGUGUUGGAGAUGGUUGGGUUGGGUGGUGGUGGUGUUUGGUGUUGGUGUUGGUGUGAGUGGUGGUUGGGUGGUGGUGGUGGUGGAGGGGUGUGUGGUGGUGGUGGUGUUGGGUUGGGUGCGUUGGUGUCACUGUGAUGCAUCUGGGCGACAAUUCCCUCAAGGGGAGCUCAACCGGGGGUUCGGGCCGCACCACGGGUUCAAUGGACUCGCUACCGUAAGACAAAGAUAG